UUUUCAGUAAACGUAAAUAUCAUUUAUACGGUUAUUUUGUUUUUACCAUUCUGCUCCAUAGAAACCACAACAAACGUAUUCUUCUUCAUUCUUUGUUAUUCUGCAACGCUUCAAGAAUUAAAUAUCAGAAAAUGGAAAUAGGAAAUAAGGUUUACCUAAAUAACAUUGACCAGAUAGAUGAAAAAUCGCAUAUCAAGGUUCGGGUGCUUAAAAUUUGGAACUUUGUCAGAAAUAAUAAAGUUUGUUCCAUUGAAAUGAUCAUCAUGGAUGAGGAGGGUACACAAUACCAAGCUCGUGUCUUCAAUCAGAAUUUCUCCAGAUUUCGUCAUCUUUUAAAGGAAGAUGAAAGUUAUAUAGUUAUAAAACCCAAUAUGGCUGCUGUUACUAAUGGUUUUAGUUAUACAGGUCAUAAACAGACCUUAACUUUGGAUUGGAAAAGCAUCCUAAAAAAAUGUGAUGAUUUCUCGGGUCCGGUCAAUGGAUUUAUGUUUGUUGACUUUAAUUCUAUCAUAGAACAAACAUGCCCAAAAGACACAUUCUUUGAUGUUAUUGGACAUAUCGUGUCAUUUAGGCCUCUUGAAACUUCAAAUCCAGUACCAUCCAAGCAUUAUAUAAAAGUCACUCUUAGCAACCUAGAUUCUGUACAUCUGAAGGUUACUAUUUUUGGAAGUCAAGCAUAUCAAAUUUCAGAAUACCUAAAAAAUAACCCGACUGUUAAUUUUGUUGUUAUCGUGAUGCAGUUUUUGAAGCUAAACAUUUGGAAUGGUCUUGGUGAAGCUAAAAGUCAUUUUGAAGUAACGAAAUUGUUCAUAAAUUCUGACAUUUAUGAAAUAAAUGAGUUUAAAAAUAAGUUGAAAUGUCAUGACAAUUUCGGUAUAACUGAAAAAAGCAUAACUACACUUCAAAGCUACUCUUCUUCAUAUACAGAUGACUUUAAGGGCAAUUUUCCAUUAAAAACAAUCUGUGAGAUCACCGAACCAAUUAAGGAAAUGAAGUUUUUAUUAGUUGCUUCCAUUGUUAAUAUAAGGCAGAAUCUACCAUGGUAUAUAAUUCCAAUUAACGUACAAGAUUGUACUGGAACCAUUGGAUUGACUCUUUUUGAUAGGGAAGCAAGGAGGUUGUUAAAUAUAAGUGCCUACGAGUUGAAAAAGAUACAUGAUGCGGCCGGAGACAGUGAUGCCCUAUUUCCAAUGCAACUUAACGUGUUGAAAAACCGCAAGUUUGGUUUUGUUGUAGAUAUUACAGAAUACAAUGUCAACAACUAUAAUAACAUCUACACAGUUCUCAGAGUUACAGAAGAUAUGUCCAUUGUUUGUGAAUUGGAAAGUAAAAUAGAACUUAUGAGUAUUCAAUCUGUCUCCUUAAAUCAAGUUGCUUUGGAAUCCGAUGAUGUUGUACAGCCUGUUCAAAAGGAUGUGAUCUCACAAACAGACGAAAGUUUUACACCCUCAACAGUUGAUAAGUCAACCGCAACAAGUCCUUGCAAAAUAUCAGGUGAUUUGAAGCGCAACCUCCAAGAAAUUUAUGAUGUUGAUUCUGGAUAUGAUUUAAGUUCAACUAAGGCUAAAAGAAAGUCAACCGCAGAGGAAACUCCACUCUUGAUUCCAAAAAUUGAAAAGUGA
Lactuca saligna is the source of this 1622-nucleotide messenger RNA. The record is from the annotation of a GenBank genome assembly. NCBI's taxonomy places the organism in Eukaryota, Viridiplantae, Streptophyta, Magnoliopsida, Asterales, Asteraceae.